This is a messenger RNA of Gekko japonicus, 312 nucleotides long. Its product is annotated as cardiotrophin-1-like. NCBI's taxonomy places the organism in Eukaryota, Metazoa, Chordata, Lepidosauria, Squamata, Gekkonidae. The annotation marks the transcript as partial. The record is from RefSeq and is a predicted model, not a curated record. The transcript has a single exon.
GUGUCUCUCCAAGGGAGACCCUUUGGGGACGCCGACUUCAACCCGCGCAUCCCCACCUUCCCAGGGCUGCCGUCACCCUCCCUUCCUCACGAGGCCUGGAAGGACCUUAGCGAUGCCGAGCGGCUGCAGCAGAACGUCACGGCCUUUUCCAACUUGCCGGAGUUCCUGUCGGCCGUGAAGCGCCAGCAGGAGAUGCUGAACCCUCUUGCCCCAGAGCUGCAUUACCAGCUAGAGACUGCGGGCAGGCAGUGCCGGGGUCUGGCUAGCAAUCUGAAAUCCGUCAUGACCGCCAUGGACCUGGCUCCGGAGCCG